UUAAGUGGAGUGUUUGGAAGGUAAUAAAAAAAGGAGGGAAAGGAGAGGAAAUGAAAGUGAUUUUAGAGGCAAAGGGCUUGCGUCUGCGUGGAGUGUGGAGUGGAAGAGGAAAGGAGAUGGAAAAGACGAGCAUAGAUCUGAAACGAGAGGGAAAGGGGAUAGAGGAUCUGAGCGGUCGCGUCCAUCAACUCCCCUGCUGCGUCAAGCACAAUGGCCCUGCCUCCGUUUCCCACUAUUUCAAACCCAAACCCUCCCCCGAGGGUUUACCUUUGCAACAUGCCCAUUUCAGAGGCAGGUUCCUCCAAGGAACCACUCUCCCUCUUCCUCACGGUUACUCUGGUUUUCUCUUAGCUACCUCCUCCCACAACUGGGACACCCAUGCAACGUUCCACGACAUAACCUAUUGGAACCAUGACUACGCUCCUUCCCACAACGACGAAUUGUUCCGAGCUUUUCAUUGGCUCACUCUUGCACAAGCUCUGCACAAUCCCGUGACACCCGAGGAAUUAGCUUCGUCAUCGGUUACACUCUAGAGAUAGGACUACACUGCAGUUGAAACUUGAAAUGCUGUAUCUGUCAAAUUUACAGUUGAUUAAUCUCUGUAAUAUUUAUGUUUUUGUUGUGCUUUGACUCUGACAGUCCCUAUGUACUUCCCUUUUUACCCAAAUCUGUGUUUUUUUCUCUAUGUGAAUACAAUUUGUCAUCAUAUAUGAAAAUAUGCUCUCCCUGCAAAUUCCUAUAGUGUCUAGUUUCUCUCUCUAAAAGGAGGCAACCUGCUGUACUCACAUCCAGCAGAAUCAGAUAUGUGGAGACAGGAAGGCUAAGAUGAGUUUGAAGACCUCAAAGGUGAUCUGGAUGGUGAAUCUUUAAUUGUAAAGCAUUGUCUCAGGAGCCUUCCCCAUUAGAUUUUUUUUUUUUAUUCCUUUAAUUAGCGACUCUUUGUUAACUUCACUUUCUUUUAGUAGGAAAGAAACAUGUUAUAGUUAUUUUUAACAACUUAACUUCUGUGUUUGUGCUGGGGAGGGAAGGAAGAGGUGCUGACCGGAAUGAGAAAAAGGCUGGAACCUCGAUUCUUCAAAAUUAGUUUGUUUACAAUUUCUUAGCUUUUAGAGAAGUUUUUCGGCCAAAAUGAUGCUUUUAAAAGUGAUCCUGUGAAAGUGAUCCUAAUAAUGAUGUUUGUGUUUUGUCGAGUGAAGGUGAUCAUAAUGA
This is a messenger RNA of Cajanus cajan (pigeon pea), 1209 nucleotides long. RefSeq names its product ribonuclease H2 subunit C-like protein. The record is from RefSeq and is a predicted model, not a curated record. Gene Ontology annotation, biological process: RNA catabolic process. Gene Ontology annotation, cellular component: ribonuclease H2 complex. Lineage: Eukaryota; Viridiplantae; Streptophyta; Magnoliopsida; Fabales; Fabaceae.